UUCCGGCCUGUGGGGAGCAUGGCGGGGCUUGGGCAGGCGGCGGCCUCUCAGGAGCUGCUGGCCGCGGGGCGCCGCGGAGGUUUGGAAGAAACGUUACUGAUUAGUUCAAAGCCUGGCCGCAAGAAGGCUACGACUUUACAGACUGUAAGGGUGCCAAGGAGUAAUGUUUUGGACAGAGUACAGAGCUUUUUACCACAGAUGGCUCAUGCAAAUGAUGAGCUAAAAAGAAAAAUGGUAACAGCACCAGCUCAUCAGUUUGAUAUUGAAAAUCUCGACAGUGCCACUGAGAAAGUUAUAGAAAUGAAUGUGGCUGUAGUUGAACUGAGUGAUUCUGAUACAGAUGAAGAGAACCUAACUUCAGAAGAUGACUCAGAAUCUGAAGAUGACUGUAUAACUGAUGAAGUGACAAUAGACAACAUUAAGUUUCCUAAACCAAAGGGAGAAAAGGGCAAAAUAGAAAUUUUGGACAGCAAAGUGAAUGAGUGAAUCAAUUUUUAUUAUACUUAAAAAAAAUAAAAAAAAUAAAAAAAAAAAAAUAGUAUUCAAGCAAACCAUGUUUUCUUACUUUGAAGACUUAGCCUUUAAAUGGCAUUGUUUCUCCAUGUGAGAUUCCCGAGGAUCCUGUGAAAUGCUAUUGUUUACUUGGUGGAGAAUUCAGGAUCCGCUCAUGGCUCUGAAGCAAGCCACAUCUCUGAAGAAUUAAGUAAUGUCUUAUUCAUCAGACAACAUGAAAAUUCCAAGCUUUCUUGUGAAGUUAGACUAAGAAAGCAGCUACAAGUUGGAAUGUUUGAGCAGAAAGGCGUACUGCAGAGCUAGUUGAGAAAAUUCUUGUUCUCGUUUUGUUGAAGAAAGAUUUUUGUAGUGUGCUUAGAAUAAAGCUUGACUUCGAGGGCAGGAAAGAAAUGACAAGGAAAAAUCUGUUCUUUAUUAUGUCCUGUAAAGUAUUAGUGUACAAUGUCUUCAAUAUUAAAUGUUACCUUAAAGUACAUUAGAAGUUGUUUGUAUGUUGCCAUCAUCACAGUAACUGCUGAAUACCAAAGCAACAGCUGAGGCUGUUUCAAGAUGAGGUAGCAUAGGUAAGGAUAACAUUUUAAUAAGCCAUGACUUGAAAGAGUUUAGCAAAGAAUUACUUAUACUUCUGGGCUUGCGCUGAGUUACAGGUAGGUUGCUGCUAUUCCCUGAGCUAGCUCCUAUCUGCAGUGUUUGAGUAAAUACCUGUGGUACUCAGGUCAAGUCCACCUCUGUGGUGUUACAGGUGCACUAAGCCACGCUACUCAUCUACUGCUUUAUCACAUUUCUGCUCUUCAUUUUGUUAAUUGUCACUACCAGAAGAAUCAAAAAGUUUAUUUUCAGUUGGCCUGUCCUCAGGCUAGCUUGAAACAAUCGUGAAACCACAAUCAGUGAAAAUAUGUCUCAUUUGUACUUACCUCAGAUUGGUGAAAUACAAUGAUUUGGGCUGCUGUAUUUACUUUACAGAUUGUUUCGUGUUUCAAAAGUCUCUGUGAUGCUCCUGUGUAUCACACGUUGUUUCCUGAAGUACUAUUUUCUAUUUGCUAUAUCAUUCAUAUUUUCUUUAUUGUAUUUGCUCGGAUAUUAAACUUAAAAAAUAA
This is a messenger RNA of Lagopus leucura (white-tailed ptarmigan), 1610 nucleotides long. RefSeq names its product NOP protein chaperone 1 (gene NOPCHAP1). Gene Ontology annotation, biological process: box C/D snoRNP assembly. The transcript has 4 exons. The coding region runs from base 19 to 486 and encodes 155 amino acids. Gene Ontology annotation, molecular function: box C/D methylation guide snoRNP complex binding. NCBI's taxonomy places the organism in Eukaryota, Metazoa, Chordata, Aves, Galliformes, Phasianidae. The record is from RefSeq and is a predicted model, not a curated record.